UAGAACCCUAAACUAAUAAAUCCCAAAGCGGCAGCGCCGUCUUUCCUCCCUCUUCCCCCUUGCACGAUUAAACACCACCGCCACCUCUCAGUUCCCAUCAUCGCUACCUCCUCCCUCGACCAGUAGCAAGCGAACUCCCCAACGGAAACGACAGCCGGCAGAGACGCAAGUCGGGAGCGACGCUGACGCCAAACACGCACCCGUUUCCGCCGUACGUGGUGUCCUCUGUUCGGCGGGCACAGUAGCUCUGGAUCUUCCUCACUCGUCCAUAAGUAAGGAUCGUAUAACCCUCCCAGUCCCGAGAUCAGUCAAUCGCUAAACUAAUCCAUCCCGUGUUCAUGAACUGAAGUUUUGCCAGUGGGAUUGGGGGACUCGAACGACGAUCGACGAUGGAGAAACGACGUCUGGGAAAUCCUCAAAUUGUGCUCUAAGCCCGUGAUUGAGGUAAGGGAUUUAACCUCGUCCAUUUACUUGUGGAAUUAGUUGAUGUUGGAGAUUGUGGGAGCUGGUAGUGGGUCACUAAUUAAGGAAAUGAGUUCCGGAUCCUUACAUAUUAUAUAUGGACGAAUGGAACUGUAUGGUGAUGAAUUAGCUCGGUUACAUGUUAAAAACAAAAGCUCUUUACAAUUUAGUCACUAAAUUUAGUUACGUGGAUGGAUGGAAUGCAUGGUAGGUUAAUUAUUAUAAGGGGUUCAAUUGUUGAAAUGAAAGAUGGAUUCUUAAUCUAAGGCAAGUAUGCGGGUGUAUAAUCAAGUGAGCUGUGCGUGCUCUAUCUCUAGGGAAAAGUAAAGGAACAAGGAAAAUGGUGUAUGGACACGUACAAGGCUUAUAAGGACGUUGUGGAUCAUCGGGGCAUGAUAUAAGUUGAUAAUCAACUUUAAAUUAAGGUGCGUUGGUUAAAGGGUCUAGUUAGUAUUUUAUCCUCGAUUAUUUAUUACGUGCUGAAUUGUGUCUUUUUCUUGAAUUAAUUGAGUGCUAGUUCUGAUAUGUUUAAGUUCUGCAUUUAUGAUUUGAUGAUUAUGUGCAUUCUUAAGUUCAUGUGUACGCAUAGCAUCAAUUUCUCUACGGAGAAAUCAUAUUAAUAUGGAAAUUAUGAGUUUAGAUCUCCUUCUGCUGGAGGAGAUCAUCCUUGACAAGCUUUGGUUGUAAAGCAAGUAAGCAAGUAUAUGUUGAAUACGUCUCCCCAUGGUGUGAGAGAUUGAUUCGACCGAGCAAGGAUAAAUCACCCAAAUAAUAAGUAAGAACAGGCAAUAACACGUUUAACCCUCACAUAGCUAGAUACGCAUGCGGUACAGGAUCCCCAUUGUGUGGGUGUUUUCGCCUCAGAUAGGCGCAGGAUCCCCAUUGUGUGGGUGUUUUGCCUCAGAUAGGCGCAGGAUCCCCAUUGUGUGGGUGUUUUGCCUCAAAUAGGCACAGUUUACACGUUCAUGCUCCCCAUUGUGAGGGUAGUAAUAUAGAGAUAAGUUAUGACAAGUUUACCUUACGGUUGUGCUAGCUAAGUGGAGGGCGGGGGUCCAUUGUAAGAUAAGAUAUGUAAGUAGUAAUAUCAACUUCGUUACGAAUAAACUGUGCAUUUUAAUUAGUUAUAAGAGCAUCACAUGUGCAUGGUUCUAUUUGUAUUUGAGGGAUGAAAAUAGGACUAGGACUGACCCCACGCCCGCACUAAAGAGCUGCAAGGAAGCGGAAGCAACUGGACCACUUGUUAGAAGGAAGUUGCUGCUCGAGAUGUCACCUUCACAAGGGUUAGUGAUUGUCGAAGAUUCCAAGCAAACUUAUGUACUUUUAUUGGUAGACUUGAGGCUGAUGCUCAUUUAUGAUUUGGUUAAAAAGGAUUUUCCUACGGUGGUUUGAAAUGAUUUCCAUUAUUCUUUUCAUUUGGAGUUAUUUUGACUACUCAAGGGCAUUUUGGUAAAAGUAGUGCUUGGCUGAGCUAGAGUGUUACAUUUUAGUAUCAGAGUCGGUUUCCCUCUGUUUUCACUUUGUAAGUGAGAUACUGGGAAGUCAGUCUCCAUGUUUCCUACAAGUAUUAAAGGCUUUUAGAAGUUUCAACCAAGUUUUCAAGAAAACCUAAAAUCAUUUUAGAGCACCCAGUCUCGUCUACUAACAAGUGAAAUGUUUUCAAGGUCCUGACAUAAAGUCGUUUCCUUAUAUAGGAGCAUGGAUACCGGAAACUCUCAACAAGCUUGUGAUCGACGCCCACCUCCGAAUUACGCUGCACUCAGGAAGAUGGGUGUGAAAGACUUUGAGGGAUCUACUGACCCUGAUGUGGUUGACGGAUGGUUUUUGAAGCUCACUCGCACCUUGGACGAGCUGAGCAUCGAUAAUCAUGAAGACAGGAUCGCCAUGGCUGUCCACGUGCUUCAAGGAACUGCUAGAGAUUGGUGGCACCUCCAACCGGAGAGUGAAGUAGUACCUCUGGAGAUCACCUGGAAUCAGUUUAUGAAGACGUUUCUCGAUGACUACAUUCCCCAAAUAGUCCGAGAUGAUAAGAGAGAAGACUUUAUGAAGUCGAAGCAGCAGUGGGGGCAGAGUGUGACGGAAUACACAGAGCUAUUCAAGAAGUUGUGCAAAUAUGUUGAUCCCGUGUACCGGCCUGCAGCAGGGAUGAGAGAUCGCUAUGUCCGAGGUUUGAGGCCGGAUCUGAGGAAAUGUAUGGGAGAAGCGGAGAGGUCAUCUCAAGGAACAGCAUAACGAGUUGCCCUUCGCAUUGAAAGGGAUGAGGAAAUGGCCCAACAGGGAAGGGCUACCUGGCUAGAGACGAAGAAGAGGAAAGGAUCCACCUACAAUGAGGACCAGACGCAUUCGAUCCAUCCAAUUAAGAGGGGAUCUGGUUCCUCCACUCAGCAACAGUCACAGAGCUAGGCGAGCUCUGCUCAGGGUACAAAGAUACAUUACCAGUACCCUCUCUGCGAUACAUGUGGUAAACAUCAUUUGGGCGUGUGUAGGUACGCUAAGAGUGUCUAUUUUGAGUGUGGUGAACCAGGCCACAUGAAGUUGAGUUGUCCAUGACUUGCGGAGCAUACGAGGGUUAUUUCUGACCCAUCAGUUGCGGGAGGUAGAGCACAUUCUGGAAGUAGAUUUACUGGCAGGACUAACAACUUCGACGACAACAACAAUGGUGGAUGUUUCAAUAGCAUUAACACCCACCAUACUAGUCGAGAUCAAAGCCAAAUGAUAUGAUCCGAAAUUGCCAACCAUUCACGUCACAAUUAUUUGACAAAGAAGCUAUCGAAGUUGGAAAGAAGAAUGGCAGAAUUUGGCUAAGUCAAAAUCCAUGUUCAGGGUACAUACUUGGGAGGCAUGGUUCUCUCAAUUGGCUUAUUGUAAAUUCAAGGUUAAGGGUUUGUUUUGUAGAUAAAGUUUUCAUGUUUCCAAUGAUAUGCUUUGUGGAGCUAGAUGAUGUCAUUAAGGUUGUUUUCCAAGGCCUCCAAGUUGCUACCUCAAAACUGGAAAACUGCCAGAAAAUGGCUAAGGCAGAAAACUGUUUUGUGAAGCCAACUGUGGAGCUCAAUUCAAGGAGCAUGGAUGGUAUUCAAGUCAAAAAGCUUCCGCAACGUGAAACUAGGUAUGUUUUUGAACAAAGGGAAGGAAUUGGAUGAAGAAUUGGAGUUCGGGAAGGCCUCUAACAAAAGGCGCGAAGUUAGUACAAAAGCUGCUUUUUGACUGUUUUGCGGGCAGCUUACUUGUGCUUCAAGAAAGGGAUUUUAAACCC
This is a messenger RNA of Linum trigynum, 3712 nucleotides long. The record is from the annotation of a GenBank genome assembly. NCBI's taxonomy places the organism in Eukaryota, Viridiplantae, Streptophyta, Magnoliopsida, Malpighiales, Linaceae.